GCCCCCAAUCAAAAACCAUCGUCAUAAAAAGCCCCUUUAACCCGAAGACGGCCUCCUCCGUCGAAGUCAGCCAUGGCGCCGCCGCAGCACGACCCCCGCCGCCCCUACAAGCGCCCCGCCAUCUCCGACCAGCAGCGCCGCCGCGACUCCGCCCUCCAGACCCAGUCCGCCCGCCGCGCCGACGCCCAAGCGCGCGCGCGCAGCCUCGCCAACUCCCUCCUGUCUCCCCAACCCUCCUCCCCCGCCGCCGCCGACCAACCCCCGCCCUCCCCCGACGCCCGCGGCGAACGCGGCCAUGAUCCCACCGUCGCCGACGUCGCCUCGGCCGCAGCCAAGCUCCGCGGCCCCGACCAGCGCCGCUGGUUCGCCCGCCAGAUCAUGCUCCCCGAGUGGAUGGUCGACGCCCCUCCCCACCUCGCCCGCGACUGGCAUGUUUCUGCCAGACCUGCUGGCAAACGAUGCAUGGUCGUGUCGUCGAACGGCAUCACGAUUAGCAGGCUCCGUAACGGAACCAUUCUUCACCGCUUCCCCUCCGCCUUGCCCAACGGGUCCAAGAAAGGACUCUCUGGCCCUGCAAGCUCCUACUCUAUCCUCGACUGCAUAUUCCAUGAGCCUGAUGAGACCUACUACAUCGUUGAUAUGAUUUGUUGGCGAGGCUAUUCGCUGUAUGAUUGCACUGCCGAGUUCAGGUUUUUUUGGGUGAACUCCAAGCUUACAGAGACUUCUGCUGGUGAUCCUCCAUCGACAUACCAUCGUUAUAGAUUCAGUGUUGUCCCUAUGUAUGAAUCCACGCUUGAAGGCCUUCAAGCAGCAUAUUCGGGAAGCACACCUUAUGUCAAAGAUGGCUUGCUGUUCUAUAACAAGCAUGCACAUUUUCAAGCUGGAAUCACACCCCUUACAUUAGUAUGGAAAGACAAUACCUGCAGCCAAUACCUUAUUGAUACGGAUAGCGAGGGACAAGUUCCAACUGAGCAACAUGUUGUGUUGGAGCUGCAAGAGGAUGGAAAGCUAGUUACUUCUGAUGAUCCUCCAAUUGCAUUUGGUAGCUUGGACAACGAAUUUAUCCAGAAGUCAAACCUGCGGCCAGGGAACCUUCUCCGCUUCAGUGUAAGAGAUGAAAGUGUGAAACUUGUGGAUGGGAAGAUGGAGAUUGGUCAGCUGCAACUUGCGGGAAAGCUGAACCGUUCUCGUACUUUUGCUGACAGCCACUCCAAAGUUUUGUUCCAGUAUGCUGCCAGGCAUGCUCCUCUGAGAAUUGAGGAUCUGGUAGCCGCUGUUCAAUCAAACAGUAUGGAGAUUGAAUCCACAGAUGUCGAAAUGCAAGGUUGAGUCAUUCACGGCUGAGGGAAUACAUGUGCCACUUUUGGCGUUUGACUGGAUACCAUGUUAGGUUGAAGUAGAUGCAGAACGAGACCAAGGGGUAAGCUCGCCGUGGCAUUCAGAUGGAGAUCUGAGCAAACGACGUGAUGGUCUGAAAGCCGUGAUCCUCAGGGAGCGGCGCAUUUCCAGGCCUGAUCGAUAUCAGCACCUCGAGGCCUGCAAAACCAGUGGAUGAAUCAAGCCACCUCUUAGCUGUGAGUAUGCGAAAGACAAGCACUACGGAUCUACGACGCAGCUUAUUUUAUGAAGCGCUGCUUGUUUAUCCUUAGUCUGAAACAUAUAUUACUGGCUACUUUUGAGACUGGGUGUGGAAGUUAUUUGAACAAAAUGCUGUGUUCUGUCAGUUAUAUAAAAGAGUGAAAUUAAACAA
Molecule: messenger RNA, 1750 nt
Organism: Aegilops tauschii subsp. strangulata
Lineage: Eukaryota; Viridiplantae; Streptophyta; Magnoliopsida; Poales; Poaceae
Biological process (GO): snRNA import into nucleus
Cellular component (GO): cytoplasm; nucleus
Source: RefSeq, a predicted model, not a curated record